CGAUUCGCUUGUAAACAAAGAACUCGCGAACGGGAAAGGAAAAAAAGUCGACCUUAAAAUUGGUGAAGAAAUCAAGUAAAACCUUCGCAAUUAGAAACCGUUCCUGAAUUGUGCGAUGGAGCACGAUGAAUUUAGCUUGGAGUACUUUUGCAGACUGUGCGCCUCUGAGGGGGUGGUUAUACAUCCACUCUUCCCACCCGGGGACGACGACCCGAAAGACGAACUUGUCCGGAUGAUCGAUGUACUGACCUCGGUGACACUGACGCGAACUCAGGAUUCCUGUGCGGUAAUCUGCGACAAGUGCCUCCAGAUGUUGGAUUUGUUCUGCCAGUUCCGCGAAGAAUGCCUCCGACAGGAUGUUAUGAUUCGGACACGACGCGUACUUACUAAAGAUCGCCUGGAGGAAGAACGACGAUUGCUUAUCCAGCAACAGCUAGCUGAACGUCAACAGACUGUGGUGGAAAUUAAGGAAGAAGAUCCACCAGAACCACCAACCAUUGUGAUAGAUGACUGCAAGGAAGAACAGCAGGAGGAGGAUGACGGCGACGAAGAACCACAAAUUACUGCAGAGGCAGUGCUCCAAUCUAGUCUUAUAGCCAGCAACAGCAAUUUCCAGUCGCCAGCAGAGAUUUCACUUUACUCGCAGACAAGCAAUCUAUCGAUUUCGGUGCAGGUCAACCAGAUUUCACUAAACGGUACCGGGUCGACUAAUGCAGCCAGUUCAGCUGUGAUCAGUGAACCUACCGGUUCGGAGGCACGCCCUCAAAAACCAGUGUUUCGUAAGGGUAAACUAGAUCCUAACAAACCACCUCCGGACUGUGACACGUGUCAAGAGAGCUUUAGCACCCACUACGACUACGAACAGCACAUGGACACCGUACACGCGUGGGAUCGCGGCACACGAUGCUCUCUGGCGUGCGACCCGUGCCAGAUGCGGUUCACCAAAUCCUACAAUCUCAAGCGUCACAUGUAUGAAGUGCACGGCGAGCUGGCUCCCGGACUGACGGUCACGGCGUGCGAAUACUGCGGGGUGCGGUUCCUACGCGGCUACACACUGAAUCGGCACAUUGCCAAGAUGCACAGCAAGCGGAAAGCGAAGAAGGCAAUGCUACUGAAAAGCAAGUGAGAACGGCGGCAUGACUCCGGUUAGGAAUAAGGACACAGAACUGAGCGAUAUGUCGGGGGUGGGGAGUGGGGAUAGGAGCAAGAUAUCACGAAUGUGGCCAUAUUUGGAUUAAUUGCGAGGAAAUUUUGCCGAUGGCAGUGCGGAACUUCGGACCGCGUGAGGCGAGCUGAGUGCCAAGUUGGAUUUUUUUUUAUUUGGAAGAGACUGAAGAAGCGCAGCCAUCAAACAAAAUCAGUUCAUCAGGAAUGUGUGACGCGCAGUGCGCGAAACGCUUUUAUGCUAUUGUUUUAGUAAUGUCCUCGAGUGAGGCAGUUUUUAAUGUUUUUUAUUUCUUUAUUAUUCUUCUGUUCAAGAUUAGCGAAAAAUGUACUAAAUUAUGAAAGAGCUUUCUAUGCCUUGGUAGAUAUGAAAACGCAUAUUUGAUGGAAAACAGAGAAAUAUGCUAUUGUUUCUCAGACAAGUAUUUCAAAUUUAGUAAACCUGCAU
This is a messenger RNA of Malaya genurostris, 1612 nucleotides long. Its product is annotated as zinc finger and BTB domain-containing protein 18.3-like. Gene Ontology annotation, cellular component: nucleus. The transcript has 2 exons. The coding region runs from base 116 to 1126 and encodes 336 amino acids. The record is from RefSeq and is a predicted model, not a curated record. Gene Ontology annotation, molecular function: zinc ion binding. NCBI's taxonomy places the organism in Eukaryota, Metazoa, Arthropoda, Insecta, Diptera, Culicidae.